GUGCCACCGAAAAAGUAGUACACAGAAAGGAGUUUGGACUUUAUAUUCUACGGACACACAUUGAAUGUUAUCAUUACCAGUAGCAUCUUCAGUGAAAGUCGCAUCCUGGUUUUAUUUGCUGCUAAGCUGACCCAGUGGUCACUCUCUCCCUCACCCUGGGAGUCCACUUACAACACCCAUCUCGCCUCCGUGCACCCUUUCGUUACCCCUACUGGGAGAUUUUUCACUCUCUUUAACGUCUUCACUUGGACAAUUAUUAUCAACAUUGGAGGUUCUCACUCUGUUGAGUUUCAUCUACCCUCAACUGUUUUGGGUCAACUUUUUGGUACGACACCAGGAAUCGACUAAGUUGGAAUCAUAAUUAAUUUGUUUCACUUGUAAAGAUACUUGUCUGGUGGCAGCCACAAGUUAUUGUUGUUGCUGACGACUGUUUGUGGCGGUGACGACGUUGCAUCGUCUCAGAGAUAUCUGACUGGAAAAUGACCAGCUAUCCUCAAUUUGGAUUUCCAUACCCUGCUUCUUCUCAGUUACUCAUGUCAGCCGCGGCUCCCGCUACCACAUGCUGCGAGUCGGGCCGCCCGGUGGCCAGCGAUCCUCACCCGGGCCAGGCCGUAUGUUGCCCGCCGCUAGACAGCCGGGCAGCGCUACUACAUUCAGCUCGGGUCUCGGGCCUACCCACCGCACUCUACUCGUCGCCCUACGCGGCCGCAGCCGCGGAGCAGGGUUACGUACACUUCGCUGCCGACCCGUCGGCUUUCUACUCACCUCUGAGCUCUGCGUAUGCUGACUUGAAGGGUACUCCAGAGGGUUACGCCGCUGCCCUAGCGGCCCAGCAAGCAGCCUGCUAUCCGUAUGACCCAGCUACCUACCAGUACUAUGGUGACCGCUAUGGAAUGGACCUGAACGGAGCGAGAAGAAAGAACGCGACCAGGGAGACCACAUCGACACUGAAAGCAUGGCUUUAUGAGCAUCGUAAGAACCCGUACCCGACCAAGGGCGAAAAGAUCAUGCUUGCCAUAAUUACUAAGAUGACCCUUACACAGGUUUCGACAUGGUUCGCUAACGCUCGACGUCGUCUCAAGAAGGAAAACAAGAUGACGUGGUCGCCCCGGAAUCGAUGCGGUGAUGGUACCUCCGAAGACAAAGACGACUGCGACUCCGUGGGCGAUGAUGACGACGACGCGCGCGACAUCGAUGUCGACGUUGACGGUGACGAUUUGGAUUCGAAACUCGAUGGUGAAUCGCGGCUGCUGGGGAAGGAUAUGGAUGACGACCACCACCGUGAUCACCGAGACGAUGAGGAUAUUAGAAUGAGGCUGCACGAGUCUGCCAGACUUGGACUUGUGAUGAGAGACAGUGACGUCAUGGCUGAUCGCAUGGACUCAGGUCCUAAGGAUUCUGAACACGGCGCACUUAGGGAUGAUUACCGAAGAAGAAGUGGAGAAUUGUUAGCUGAACACCACCGACUGAGCGGAUUGAAUGGCCUAGACCCACUCCGCCUCAACACAUCGCGAGAUACAAACCCCAGAGAUAAUAGUCCUGAUAGUUUACAACUAAGUCGACCGUCCAGCCCUGUACGGGUAUGUGGAUCAGCCUCACCGAGUCACGACCGCGCCACACCCAUUCAUGACGACGUGAAUGACCAGGACAAAUCUUCGAACUCUGUUCCUCAAAACAAGCCUAAGAUCUGGUCUUUGGCUAACACAGCGACGUCCUCAACGCCUGCAGAGCGCUCCAGAACUCUGUUUCCUAGCGGACUCAAUGGUCGCCAUCCUGCUAUUGCAUUCGCAAGCCCCUAUGACUCACCCAUGUCGAGUCUCAGGCAUUGGGUUAACGGACAGUUCCAUGGGAUUCCUCUUCCACCAGGUUUCCCCCUCCACCACUCACAGCUCGCCUUGGCCGCUGGUAUGGCACACCAUCAAUUCUCUCAUCCACAAGGAACCCAAGGGGCACCUACCAGUGUCGUCAGCAGCGCUCAAGCACCCCUCUUAGCAACCACACCCCACCACGCCCGCUACACAAUGAGCAAAGAGCUUGCUUCGCAUCAGAGUGGUAUCACCGCCAGCAUCCUCGCUUCAAUUCAACACCAGAGAGAAAGCGAGUCUAGACAACAUUCUCCUUCGCAUUCAAGUGAAGAAAUGCCUAUGAGAACAGCAUUCAAGCCAGUACAAAAAAGACCUAUUCUUGUGAGUGAGAGACCAUCUGAGGCGGCUGGUUCGCCCGAGUCCCACCGUGAACCCCAUCGUGAACCCAUUAGGAGACCUAUCGGUCUAUCAAUCGAGAGACUCACUUGUUGAUAACUGGACAAUAAGACUGGUCAGC
This is a messenger RNA of Strongylocentrotus purpuratus (purple sea urchin), 2322 nucleotides long. It is a transcript of the gene IrxA, whose product is annotated as iroquois homeobox A. The record is from RefSeq and is marked provisional. Gene Ontology annotation, cellular component: nucleus. Gene Ontology annotation, molecular function: RNA polymerase II cis-regulatory region sequence-specific DNA binding; DNA-binding transcription factor activity, RNA polymerase II-specific. Lineage: Eukaryota; Metazoa; Echinodermata; Echinoidea; Camarodonta; Strongylocentrotidae. Gene Ontology annotation, biological process: neuron differentiation; regulation of transcription by RNA polymerase II; cell development.